Molecule: messenger RNA, 1587 nt
Organism: Plasmodium yoelii
Lineage: Eukaryota; Apicomplexa; Aconoidasida; Haemosporida; Plasmodiidae
Product: calcium-dependent protein kinase 4, putative
Exons: 2
Coding region: 1-1587 (528 amino acids)
Biological process (GO): peptidyl-serine phosphorylation; protein autophosphorylation; intracellular signal transduction
Cellular component (GO): nucleus; cytoplasm
Molecular function (GO): calcium/calmodulin-dependent protein kinase activity; calcium ion binding; calcium-dependent protein serine/threonine kinase activity
Source: RefSeq, a predicted model, not a curated record
AUGGGGCAAGAAAUGUCUACACAGAGUGAUAUACAAAAUGAAGAUCAAAAGGGAAACAAAAGAAAUUUAAAGGGGACCCAAGGAAAAAAUGGAUUGAAAGAAAGAAGUACUAGUAUAUCAAAAGAAAUCGUUAAAAAUAGUUUUAAUAAUAGUAAAUUAAGACCUGGUAUGUUCAUACAAAAUAGUAAUGUAGUAUUUAAUGAGCAAUAUAAAGGGAUCAAAAUUUUAGGAAAGGGUUCAUUUGGUGAAGUUAUAUUAAGUAAAGACAAACAUACAGGUCAUGAAUAUGCAAUUAAAGUAAUUAGCAAAAAGCAUGUUAAAAGAAAAACAGAUAAACAAAGUCUAUUAAGAGAAGUAGAAUUAUUAAAAAUGUUAGAUCAUAUAAAUAUAAUGAAAUUAUAUGAAUUUUUUGAAGAUAAUAAUUAUUAUUAUUUAGUAUCUGAUGUAUAUUCUGGAGGUGAAUUGUUUGAUGAAAUUAUUAGUAGGAAACGAUUUUAUGAAGUAGAUGCAGCUAGAAUAAUUAAACAAGUAUUAAGUGGUAUUACAUAUAUGCAUAAAAAUAAUGUAGUACAUAGAGAUUUAAAACCUGAAAAUAUUCUUCUCGAAACAAAAAAUAAAGAAGAUAUGAUUAUAAAAAUUAUUGAUUUUGGAUUAUCAACCCAUUUUGAAUAUAGUAAAAAAAUGAAAGAUAAAAUAGGUACUGCCUAUUAUAUUGCUCCGGAUGUUUUACACGGAACUUAUGAUGAAAAAUGUGAUAUAUGGUCAUGUGGUGUCAUAUUAUAUAUUCUCUUAUCAGGUUGUCCACCUUUUAAUGGGUCUAACGAAUACGACAUUUUAAAAAAGGUUGAGACUGGAAAAUAUACAUUUGAUUUACCUCAAUUUAAAAAAAUAAGUGACAAAGCGAAAGAUUUGAUAAAAAAAAUGUUGAUGUACACAAGUGCUGUGAGAAUAUCAGCAAGAGAUGCAUUAGAACAUGAAUGGAUAAGAUUAAUGACAAGCAAAGAUAAUGUAAACAUUGAUAUUCCAUCUCUUGAAUUAAGUAUUACAAAUAUAAAACAAUUUCAAAGUACACAAAAGUUAGCACAAGCCGCAUUAUUAUAUAUGGGAUCAAAAUUAACAACAAUAGAUGAAACAAAAGAGCUUACUAAAAUUUUUAAAAAAAUGGAUAAAAAUGGAGAUGGUCAAUUAGACAGAAAUGAAUUAAUAAUAGGAUAUAAAGAAUUGUUAAAAUUAAAAGGAGAUGAUACAACUGAUUUAGAUAAUGCAGCUAUUGAAGUUGAAGUUGAUCAAAUUUUAAGUUCUAUAGAUUUAGAUCAAAAUGGAUAUAUAGAAUAUUCAGAAUUUUUAACAGUUGCUAUUGAUAGAAAAUUAUUAUUAUCAACUGAGAGAUUAGAAAAGGCGUUUAAAUUAUUUGAUAAAGAUGGUUCAGGAAAAAUAUCUGCAAAUGAAUUAGCUCAAUUGUUUGGAUUGGGAGAUGUUAGUUCUGAUUGUUGGAAAACUGUUUUGAAGGAGGUUGAUCAGAAUAACGAUGGAGAAAUUGAUUUUAAAGAAUUUAGAGAUAUGUUAAUAAAACUAUGUAACUAUUAA